Messenger RNA from Henningerozyma blattae CBS 6284, 1503 nucleotides. RefSeq names its product pyruvate kinase. The record is from RefSeq and is a predicted model, not a curated record. Gene Ontology annotation, biological process: glycolytic process. Gene Ontology annotation, molecular function: pyruvate kinase activity; potassium ion binding; magnesium ion binding. The transcript has a single exon. Bases 1 to 1503 code for a protein of 500 amino acids. Gene Ontology annotation, cellular component: cytoplasm. Lineage: Eukaryota; Fungi; Ascomycota; Saccharomycetes; Saccharomycetales; Saccharomycetaceae.
AUGUCUAGAUUACAAAGAUUAACCACCUUGUCCGUUGACACUGGUAGCAACAUCAGAAGAUCUUCCAUCAUUGGUACCAUUGGUCCAAAGACCAACUCUCCAGAAGCCAUGGUCGCUUUGAGAAAGGCUGGUUUGAACAUUGUCAGAAUGAACUUCUCUCACGGUUCUUACGAAUACCACCAAAGUGUUAUUGACAACGCCAGAAAAUCUGAAGAAUUAUACCCAGGUAGACCAUUAGCUAUUGCUUUGGAUACCAAGGGUCCAGAAAUCAGAACUGGUACCACCACCAACGAUGUUGACUACCCAAUCCCACCAAACCACGAAAUGGUUUUCACCACUGAUGACAAAUACGCUAAGGCUUGUGAUGACAAAGUUAUGUACUUAGACUACAAGAACAUUACCAAGGUUAUCUCCAAGGGUAAGGUUAUCUACGUUGAUGAUGGUGUUUUAUCUUUCGAAGUUUUGGAAGUUGUUGAUGCUCAAAACUUAAAGGUUAAGUCCUUGAACGCUGGUAAGAUCUGUUCUCACAAGGGUGUUAACUUACCAGGUACCGAUGUCGAUUUACCAGCUUUAUCCGAAAAGGACAAGGCUGAUUUGAGAUUCGGUGUCAAGAAUGGUGUCCACAUGGUCUUCGCUUCUUUCAUCAGAACUGCUCAAGAUGUUUUGACCAUCAGAGAAGUCUUAGGUGAAGAUGGUAAGGACAUCAAGAUUGUUGUUAAGAUUGAAAACCAACAAGGUGUUAACAACUUCGAUGAAAUCUUAAAGGUCACUGAUGCUGUUAUGGUUGCCAGAGGUGAUUUAGGUAUUGAAAUUCCAGCUCCAGAAGUUUUGGCUGUUCAAAAGAGAUUGAUUGCUAAGUCCAACGUUGCCGGUAAGCCAGUUGUCUGUGCCACCCAAAUGUUGGAAUCUAUGACUUACAACCCAAGACCAACCAGAGCUGAAGUUUCCGAUGUUGGUAACGCUAUCUUAGAUGGUGCUGACUGUGUUAUGUUGUCCGGUGAAACCGCCAAGGGUAACUACCCAGUUAACGCUGUUACCACCAUGGCUCAAACUGCUUUGAUGGCUGAAAACGCUAUUGCUUACCAAGCUAACUACGAUGACAUGAGAAACGUUACUCCAAAACCAUUCUCUACCACUGAAACCAUUGCUGCUUCUGCUGUUGCCGCUGUCUUUGAACAAAAGGCUAAGGCUAUCAUCGUCUUAUCUACCUCUGGUAACACCCCAAGAUUGAUCUCCAAGUACAGACCAAACUGUCCAACCAUCAUGGUUACCAGAAACCCAAGAGCUGCUAGAUUCUCUCACUUAUACAGAGGUAUCUACCCAUACGUCUUCGAAGGUGCUGAAAAAGCUGACUGGACUGAAGAUGUUGAAGCUAGAUUAAACUUCGGUAUUGAACAAGGUAAGGAAGCCGGUAUGUUGAAGAAGGGUGAUGUCGUUGUCACCGUUCAAGGUUUCAAGAAGGGUACUGGUCACUCUAACACUAUGAGAUUGAUCGUUGUUUAA